AUGAUUCACCUCGUGGAGCCUGGUCAGAUCGAUAAGUGCCAGCUCGACGCCAACAACGCAAUCAAGAAACUCCAUAACUCCUGGGUCGAGUUGUAUUCCGAGUUCUCCCGCGCCAGAUGUGCCAAGCACAAGCUUGAGGAUAUGCCUGGUUUUUACAACGCGACUGAUCAUGCCAAGCUCAAUGACCUGCUGGCCAGCGUAUAUCAAUGCAACAUUAAGGGUGCCGGGCUUUCUUUUCAUAUGGUUUUCAACGAGUCUGCACUUGGUCCGCUACCCCCUCCAUCGGAGGCGCCACGGGUCACCGCCGGUACUACUGCUGUCGUCGCUGGGCGUGUACCACAGUCUCCCGCCGAGCCCCGGGUGAACACGCGUUCUCUAGGUGUCGGAGACUCCUCGGACUCCAUGCCAUUACGCCCGACGUUUGCGCCCCCACUCGACGUACAGAACCUACAGGCCAAGGCUGAAGAGCGGAUCGGGAUGACCUUGGGGCCAAUCGCGGCCAAUCUGACAUCAGAUGGUUUCACGGCCAGAGUCGAAGCUGCCAUUAACAAUGGCCAGUUUGCCGUCGACCCCAGGGUACUGUGUGUCUCUGCCUUGGGUGACCAGUUUGACAGCCGGUCAAUUGACUUAAUCUUCCGGGGACCACCCAGCACCAAGAAGGCGUUCGGGCAUGACCCGACAGGGAAGAACACCAGUCUUCACAAGCUCAUUGCCCUCCGUGGUCUAUCCGUGGCCGAUAUGGAUGUGACCUUAGAGGGGUCCCACAGGACCGACAACAACGGUCGCAAGGUGUGUCAACAGCUGGCCAAGACACUGCGAGAGCAGGGAGAGCGGAUACCCCUGUUAUGUGCCCGACGUGAUCAUGAACCCCCUUGUCUUCUCGGGUCCGCCGGCCUGCAGUGGCAGGAGUUCCACUUCGCGUCGUGGAUGUACUAUCGCGGGUACGCAUCGAUCAAUGAGGUACCACCUGCUCGGUUGAGGAGCAUCUCGGCCGAUAGCGAGUUCAUGGGGCUCGAGCUACGGACUUACAGAGUCGACCAUACUGACGGCGAGGGAUCCCUGGUUCUCGUCAACUCCUACACCAUGCAGGAAUACAUCACUAAGGUCAAUAUCACUGGUCAUGGCCCGUCGCCCCGUGUGGUCGCACCCACUCAUGGUGCAGUCGCACCCGCUCCUCGUGUCCUGCGCCAGAGAGUUGCCCUCACAGCGGGGUUGGCCCAGCCUCACACUCGGCCUGCGAACCGGGCUACGAUCCAAGUGAAGGAGGUCAAAAGCGCGCGUGUUGCGGGUCUAGUUCGUCGAUUCGGUGAUUUAUUGCCCCGCUCGAAUGCCACCCCAAUUGCGUUGACCGUUGACGAUGUCGAUGACCUCAAGGAACUCGCUGAACUUGCCGCAGCCGACCCGGUCGAAGACCCAUCCAGCAUCGAGGAUGCAUUGGAAGCAAAAGCCCGACUGCACGCGUCCGAGAUGAGAUGUUAUCAGAAAUGGCUCGCCAGCGAAGAGGCGAAUCAGAUCCAUGCGGUCAACUUGCAUCUGGUUGGGAACGACGACAUUUCCGAUAGCAUAUUAUGCCGGUGA
Messenger RNA from Diaporthe batatas, 1578 nucleotides. RefSeq lists its product as uncharacterized. The record is from RefSeq and is a predicted model, not a curated record. Bases 1 to 1578 code for a protein of 525 amino acids. The transcript has 5 exons. NCBI's taxonomy places the organism in Eukaryota, Fungi, Ascomycota, Sordariomycetes, Diaporthales, Diaporthaceae.